CAGCCAAUCAGAAGACACCGCAGCAAAUAUGAAAUUAGUUUGUUAUUUGAAAUUUAUUCUGUUAUCUUGAGGAAGUCGGUUUGGCGACAUGGAAUGGGAACUGAGUAAAGAGAAUGUUUUACCACGGAAAAAUGGUCGAACAGUUUCACAGCUCGUCUCAGCUUUACAACCCAAAGGAGAUCAUGCUAGCCAGACUCGUGCUACGAAGCAGCAAUUUGAAGAAGAAUUAAGAACAUACCAGGGUAAUGACCCCUUAGAUAUUUGGUUCAGGUAUAUCACAUGGAUGGAAGAAACCAACCCACAAGGUGGGAAGGAUCUUCCCUCUCUGCUCAGAAGCUGCUUGUUAACAUUUUCUGAAGUGGACAGAUACAAGAAUGAUCCAAGAUAUGUUGAAAUCUGGGUGAAAUUUGCCAAUCUAUAUGACAAUCCAAUAUUGUUGUAUGAACAUAUGUUUGGUAAAGGGAUUGGUUCUCAGAAUGCAAUGUUUUAUGAAUCCUGGGCCAGUGCGUAUGAACUCCUAGGAAAUAGCAAAAAAGCAGAUGCCAUCUUCAGUGAAGGUGUAAGAAUGAAAGCAGAGCCCUUCAAUUACUUACAAAGACGACACUAUGAAUUUCAAAGUCGUACAUUUAUUGGCAUGAUGAAAACGGCUUCCCUGACUGAUAAGGACUCUGUGGAUACUAUUGAGGCUGAAGGCAGAGCUGCUUUUAUGAGUUUGAAGACCAAUGGGAAGAAAACUUCAGCAAUUAGGCCCCAUGGUCCUCAACCUGCUAAAACUGAUGUCAGAGUUCCUCUUCUUGGAAAAAGCCAGCAACUACAAUCCAAAUUUGAAAUACAUACCGAUGAAAACAAUCCUCCAAGUGACGGCUUACCCCAGUGCAAUGAAUAUGAAAGCAUCCCUUUUAAGACAAAAGUCAAUCGGGAGAAUUGUAGAAAUCCAGGACCUUGGCCACAAAAUAAGAUGACACCAAAAAAAUCACUUUCAGUAAUCAAGACAGCCCCAUUUGUUGUGCAAAAUGAUGACACCGGAUGUUUAGCGACCCCAAAACAUGUACCUGAAAUAGAUAGUAAAGCAUUAAGUGUUCAGAAAACCAAAAAAGAGCCUGUUACACCAAUGGAUGUAAUUAAUGCAGCAGCCAGUGGAAUUAAACAAUUACCUAUGUACUGUAAAGAGAAGGUGUAUGCUGGAGUUGAGGAGUUUUCCUUCGAAGAAAUUCGAGCUCUGCGCUGGAAACGGAGGCAUGAAGAAAAAAUGUAUCUUUCUCUUGUUGAAAAGAAUAAAAAAUUGAAAGAGGAGCAGCAGAAGAUCUUGUUAAGAAACGAAGAACUGCUGAUUCAACACCAGGUUUUGCAGAAAUCAUUGGACGAAAAUGUGGAAAUGAAACCAGUGGAACCACAAGAACACAGUUUGAAGGAUGUAAGCUCACGUGACUUGACACUGAACGGCAGCCUAAAUCGAUCUGGGCAGCAUACGACCAGCAAUUCGAAAACUCCAGAACCUUUGCAAAAUACUAGUCAGACAGGAUUUAAUUCCAGUUUCCAAAAUAAAGAAGGCCCAAAGUCAACAUAUGCACCAUCUACAACACUGAACACUAUGGAAGCCCUGGAAGUUGUGAGAGGAUUUUAUUGUGAUUCCAUCAAUCUUGGCAAAGAUACUACAAUUGACAGAGACCAGGAUGCUGAUUAUGCAGGAGAGUCUGAACCAGUAUACCAGGAGCCAGUGCUUAAAACAGCCCCUUUUGUCAUUUGUGAGGAUGAACAGGAACCUGACCCUCCAGCACCUGUGAAAAAUGUCAACAAUGUUUUUAUAAGCCCAUCAUCAAAUUCAAACUUCAAAGAUGGAAUCAGCACAGGAAGUAAAGAUAAAGGAAAAAACGCUGAAAAGGAUGUAAAAUUUCAUUUAACAAUGCCAGAUGUGAAUGAAAUUACUCUGGGUUUUGGUAACGAAUGGUCUUCAACCUUCCAAAAACCUGUGAACCCAGCACCUCAACCGAACACUGAGCCAACAUUUCAGAUUUAUGAAGACGAUCCGCAGACCUGUCCUAUAAAUCAAGUGCUUUGCAAAAACAUGGUGUCCACACCGUUUCAUCCAUCAACAAAUGUCUUCUCUCUGCCUGACAUGUCCAACAUCAGUUUGAUCAAUGGCACUGCAUGUAUCACUACAGAAAAUACAAUUAUGAUAGAGAGACCGACUGAAAACAUGUACAGAACUGCUGAAAACACGAACAGAACUACUGCAAUGAGCCCAAUCAAAGAAAGAAGCAAUGAAGGAACACAUUCUAGUCUGGAGAACCGUACAGCUGAUCCGAGUCAUCAUACCAACAGCCACUUCAGUCAAGUAUCUUCCAAGCAACUUCUUAUUGCUGAUCCAUUCUGCAAAGAGCACCAGAAGAAAGUUCUUGCCAACCUUUCUGAACCAUUAGAGUAUCAUGACUCCUACCAUUGCUUAAAUGAAGACCUGCCAAUUUUGCGAACAAAUUUUCAAGUUACAAUUGGAUUGUGGAGAGGAGUUAUAGAAAAACAGGUAGCCAAAGGUGGAAAUGGACAGAUAUACAAGCUGUGUACCGAGUGCACCUUGGCUAUUGACAGUGGAAUGUUUGAUGUGGCACUUAAGGUAAUGAAAUUUAGCAACUUUUGGGAGUUUUACAUUUGCGAUGAAAUUCAGGAACGGCUGAAGAAAUUCCCAAAUGCUUCAAAAAUGUCUCCCUGUUAUCCAGUCAUCAAAGAUGCCUACUUUUACAACAACGGCAGCAUUUUAAUAACUCCCUUCUACAAGUAUGGGACAUUGUUGGAUUUUGUAAACAAGAAACAAGCAGAAUUGUGCAACAGCAGUACUUGUGAGGCGUUGGCUGUUUACUUUCUCAUUGAAUUGUUAACUAUUGUUGAUCGUCUACACAAGUGUAAAAUAAUACAUGGAGACAUCAAACCAGACAACAUUGUCAUCAAACUCAGGAAGAAAAUAUCACCUGAUCUGAAGGUUCCAAUGCUAUUGACAUUAAUUGAUUUUGGUGAAGCAAUUGACAUGUCAACUUACCCAGAGGGAACUGUGUUUCAGGGCAAAGUUAUGACGUCUGGCUUUCAAUGUAUUGAAAUGAAAACUGACAAACCUUGGUCUUAUCAGACAGAUCUGUUUGGCAUUCUUGGAACGAUACACACUGUUCUCUUUGGCAAAUACAUGAAUGUUUUCUAUUCUCAAGGAAAAUGGCUACUCACCUCCAACUUUCAGCGGAAAUGGAAUAUUCCAUUAUGGAAACAGCUUUUCCAUGACUUACUCAAUAUUCCAUCAGCAGACCAGUUACCGAAUCUGAUUGAACUUCGUGAUCAGUUUAUUGAAUAUUUUAAUUCUUCUUUAGUGGCCCAGUUUAAGAUGGCCAUGUACACGGAUAUGCAAUAAGCUGGUGUAGACAAUGACCCUCUGGACAGUCUUUUAAUGCUUAAACCAUUGUGUAUUUUGUGUGUGUGUGUGUGUGUGUGUGUGUGUACUGUGAAAGUAAACUGUGUGUAUGUGUGUGAAAUGUCUUGUUAAAGCAAUGCAGUAAUGAGAUAUGUUUAAUAAAUUUGAAUCCAAGUCCAUCUGCAAUUUCUACUGUGUACUUUUAUUUUUUUAUUUUUAAAUAUACAUUCACAAAUAUACAACUAUACACAAAUACAUAUUGAUCAAAAUACCAAAUUUCCUGUGUCAUAGAAAUUUUUUUGAAUGUUCUACUCCAGCAAAAAAAUAUUAAUCUAUUUCCCCAGUGUUGUAUGCAACAUUAUAUUUUCUGUUAAUUGUGUAUUGAUAUUGGGAUGGAAUAAGAGAUGAGUUGGUUGAAGCUGCAGAACAAAUUGCUUUAUGUUCUGAGUUCCAAUCUCAUGGCUUUUUUAAAAUUUAAUUCUUUUAUUUUUAUUCUUUCGUAUGUUGAUAAAAUAAAUACUAAUCAAAGUCCUGAGGACCAAUUUAGUCAUCUCUUCCACGAGAUAUGUGACUAUAUGCCAGUGUAAGGAAUGAAGUGGAUUGGCAGAAAUAAGAGUUAGUUGAAACAAAUGCCUUGUAUUUUAUUUCACUCAUCAAGGGAUCUCAAACUGUGAUGUAUUUCACUACAUCCACACUAGGAAUCAUUUAGCUUUGAUAAGUCUUUAAUUUCAUGUUGUGCAUCUCUGUUGGGGUGUGAAAAUUUCCAAAAUACAAUAUAUCUGAUAUAGCUUAACUACAAUGACAGUGAUCCGCAAAACUAACCCUGUGUUGAGAUGGGAGAAAGUUCUCCAUAAAUCCCUGAAUUAGGGCAUGGAAACUUCCAAAAUGCAAUAUCUCAUAUAGCUUAACUAUGAUAGUAAUGACCUGCAAAAUGAAUCCUGCAAUGUGAUAGAAGAAAGGUCUCCAUAAAUAGACCUUCCAAAAUACAAUAUAUCUUAUAUAGCUUGACUACGAUGGCAGUGAUCUGCUAAACAAACCCUGCAAUGAGAUGGGAGAAAGGCCUCCAUAAAUCUCUGGUUUUGUGCACAUGCCAUGAGAUAUUUUGAAGUUGGUGAUUUCAAAUACUUUGCAUCUUAUGUUGCUGACAGUAAAAAAGUCUUUCUGACAUAAAAGGUACAAACUUUGAGUACUUGUAACAAGUUCCAAAGCCUCUGGUAUUUAAGUAUUUCAAAGUCAACAAGGCUGGCCUUUGUCAAAGCAUGUAGGGAACCUUUUCUGGAAGAUGAAGGUGAUACUUUUCAGUAUAUUUAUCUGUGUCUCUUCACAUCUUGUGUUUAAAUCCUUACUGGCUUUGUUUUUCAUUCCUCUGUGGCUAAAUAGGCAUCAGUCAAAUAUUUGGGUCAAUUUGAUUGACAACCCUCUCCCUCACUACUCCUUACCCACUAUAUACUAAAGUGACAGAUAUAUACAGAAAAUAGUAAAAUUUUUCUCUUUGUGUUUCAUCUACUUAGUGUUGAUUAUAUAACUGUCAGUUUUGUUCAGGUGCAGGGGUCAAUUUGUAAUCAACUACACUAUCCUUUUCUGAAUUUGACCGCUGUGCUAUGCAUUAAGAAAUCCAUUUCAACUACAGGGAGAACAUUGAGUUUCCAGAACUUUUGGUUCCAAAUCUUUUCGUAAUUAGAGGUGACCAUCCUGUGUCACCUCUAAAUAAAUUAAAUCUGGGUAGAUGUACAUUAGUAUAAAUGAUACAAAUUUAUUAAUACUGCUCUGUGAAACAGCUACUCAGUAAACAAGUAUGAUGGCUAUGAGAAUUUGAAUUUCCUGCUUGUAAAUUAGUGCAGAUUAUAAGAGUUUCUGGACCAUAAAUCUCCAGAAAUUUGGUGCACCUCUAUGUAAAAUAAGAGUAUAUAUAUAUGAGCUGAAAAGUUCUUGGCUUUGGGUAAAAGAAAAUAUAGGAGGAUCAGUUAAUUAUUAUUUUAUUCAACAUAUUCCUCUCUCAGAUUCACGUACAUAUUGCAGCAGUCUUUCAAUUUUUCUAAGCUCUGUAGGUUUGGCCUUUCGUGAUACCCUCAAUAUCAGGAACUUUAUAGUACCCCCUCGUAUGCGUGUAUAUAUAUAUAUAUAGAUAUAUAGAUAGAUAACAAUUUAGCUAGGUGUUAAAUAAUCAACUAAGGGAUAUUAAAUAUCCGAAGAAUUUACUGAUUUUUAUUACCUAUAUCAAUAUAUGAAUGUGUGUAUUAUACAACAAAAUCGGUUAUAGAACUAGAUUCUGAUAGAUUUAAAUUUAGGAAUUUACGUAAUUUCAGUUAGAUUAUUUAUUUAUGAUUACGCUCGCUCUCAAAAAGCGUUUUUUUAAAAAGUGUUAGCAAUUAUAAAAAAGUUUCAACUGUUAUUUUUUGUGAAAUAUUUAAAAAGAUGUCCUUGUACUUAAAUGGGAUUUUAUUAUUCUUGAAAAAUUUGGUUUUAUUAAUGAAGUGGAAACAGCUGUAAUUUAUGAGAUAUGUCAUUUGUUUUCUAUAAAAUGAUGAAAUUGAAUCGAAUUUAUCAUUUAAUGAUUAAAUUAUUUAAUUGUUCAAUUUAUUGUUUUGGUUUCCAUUUCUAAUUUAUAUUUAUAUCAAUAGAUAGACAUGUGAGAGAAAGAGAGACAGCAUUGUAGUAGAUAAUUCUUUUUACUUGUGAGUUCUGAUGUCUUUGUAUAAAUGUCAUGUAAUAUUUUCUUACUUGUUUAUAUAUCCUAAACAUUGUGUACAUAGUCCAAAACGGGUGUUGCCCAAAUAUACUCACAGCUAGAUAGCUGCAGACAGCUGUAAUCAAACGACUAAUAAAAAAACCAUGAAUUGGGGCAUUUAUCAUCUUUUGAA
Molecule: messenger RNA, 6252 nt
Organism: Octopus bimaculoides (California two-spot octopus)
Lineage: Eukaryota; Metazoa; Mollusca; Cephalopoda; Octopoda; Octopodidae
Product: mitotic checkpoint serine/threonine-protein kinase BUB1 beta
Biological process (GO): protein phosphorylation; mitotic spindle assembly checkpoint signaling; meiotic sister chromatid cohesion, centromeric
Cellular component (GO): nucleus
Molecular function (GO): protein kinase activity; ATP binding
Source: RefSeq, a predicted model, not a curated record